AUGGGAAAGACAAAUCCAUUUGAUAGUUCUUACUUACAAGUCAUAAAUUUCGAAAACAAGAUGGAGAAAUCCUAUUCCUUAUUUCGUUAGACUAUUAAUUUAAAAUUACAAAUACUUAGCAUGAUGAAGCAAAAAAAUAUUGCAGCUAUAGAGUUAAUUUCAAAAAUUGAAAGUUUAAAAAAAGGCACUUUCUAAAAAUAUUUAAACAGAUAAAAUGAAGAUGACAUAUUAAGUAGUAUGAUUAAUAGCGAUAAAUUUGAUGAAAAAACUUGUAUAAUAUUUGCAAGUUAUAAUGAUACUGAAAAUUUAACAAUAAAUUAAGUUUCUUCAAAUUUUUAUAAUUUAUUUUGCUUUACAAGUAGAGACCAUAUCUAUGAUAAAAAUAUUGAGUCUAUUAUACCUCUUGCAUUUCAGAGUGUACAUAAAAUGUAUAUCAAAUAAUAUUUAGAAGAUUCAAUAACCUGUGAUAUUUAUUCAAAUGAUACAAAUAAGCAAUUAGAAUAAAAUGAAUAAAAUAAUGAAAUUGAUGAGAAUGAAAAGAUAAUAUUUGCAUCUCUAAACUAAAUGUUCAUUUUACCUAUUAAAAUUGAUAUUAGAACAAACGAAUACAAAGAAAAUGGAAAGUUUGGAUUGGUAGCUAAAAUAAAACAAAUAAAUGAAGAAUACUAAUAUAUUUUAUUCAAUGAAACAGACCUAAAUGUUAUUGGUCUUACUCAAUAAAUGCAUGAAAUAUUCUUUCCUAAUUGUAACAAUCUCUAAAAAAUUAAUUUGAGAUAAAUUUUCCCCUUUUUGAUUGGAACUUAAAAUAAAACAAAAAUUGAAGAUUCACUUAUUUAAAAUAACGAAACGAUUUGCAACACUACUAAGAAAAAAAAAUAGUUUCAUGUGAAUUUAACAGAUGAUACGCAGUAUAUCCUUAGAGGAUAAUUAAAAGUUAAAAACAAAUUCUCAUUUAUAAUUAUAUAGUAGGCAGAUGAAACAAAAAAUACUUUUAACACUCCUUAUAGAAGUACAAAAAGAUUAAAUAAAGCUAAAUCAUAUAAAGAAAUUUCAUCAUAUAGUUUUAAUUAUGUAGAAUUAUUUGUUCGAAAAAUAAAAUAUCAUGGAGUAAAUAAUGUAAGUUAUGUUGAAGUAGUAAAAAUGAGAUAGCUAAAUCCAGCUAGUUAAGCUCAAAUAAUCCUUCAAGAAAUAACAAAUGUAAAAAAAUAAUAGAUUUAUUCUUAACUAUUUGAGUAUCCAAGUUAGCUUUAAAAAAUAAUCUCUGAAUUAGAAUUAAAUCAAAAUAUUAAUAGCUACUUAUAAUUUAAUAGCUUUUACACUUAGCUUCAAUAUAGCUCUAGAAAUUUUAAUUAAGGAAAUUAAUUAAUUAAAAUAAAAGAAAAUGAUACUCCUAUUGAUUUUACAUAAGUUGAUUUUAAUAAAUAAUAAUAGCUACUUAAAACUUUAGGCGAUGAAAGUACAAAUCUUGAGUAAUUUAAAAUAUCGUCAAAUAGAAUAAGAUACGAUGAUUUUAAUUAUUAAUCAGAAGAAAUGAGUAGGCUUACCUUAAAUUAAUUCAGAGAAUAAAAAAUAUUAUAAAAGUUGAAUGAAAAACUGCAACUUAAUUAGCUCUAUUAGAUGCAAAGUAAUAUUGCUUAAGAACAAACAUUUAUUUAGUUGUUUUAGGAAAACUAAAUAAGCAACAGCGAUUUAUAAAUUAAAGUAGAUUUUGCUAAUAAAAAUUUGAAUCAUUAAAACCCAAGAGAAGAUUACUUAAACAAAAGCAGCACUUAUGACUUACCUAGUCCUUAAAUAGCAAGUAUGAAUAUUAAUUCUAAUCAACAAUCAUUAGCUCAGCUAUCAGAUUAUAAUUUAGAUGCUUAAUAAAUAAAAUCACUUGAAUUUAUUUCAAAUAAAGAAAAUAUUUAUUUAGAUGUAGAAACUAGUAAUGAUGAAAUUAAUAAAAAAUAUAAUAAUGCAAUCAUGCCUUUAAAAAUGACUAAAAAUCCUAACAAAAUCUUUAAGUCAAAUAGCUUCAGAAAAAAUAAAAUUAACAAUACAUUAAAUGAUGCUCUAAGUGACAAAGAGAAAAAAAAAUUGAUGAAAAACUCUUAUUAGCAUAAUAAUGUUAAUUAGAUAUAAAAACACAAAAAAAAGUAGCAAGUUCAAGAUAUCAUUUAUGAUAUUGCUUCUAACACCUCUCAAAAUUCAAAUUAUACUCCAGUCAAGAGAUAACUAACACAAAUUAUGGCAGAUUAAUCAACCUUAAAAGUAAUAAAUCUAAUAAAAAUUAUUGGAGUUAUUUGCUUCAAUGUAAUGAUAUGCAUCACUUGGUCACAAUUUAACUCGAUGUAUGAAUAUCUGUCAGAAACAAAUUAAGACUACGAAGAUUUUGGCUGGCCUACAACUUAUUCUUCUUCUCUAAGUGAUAUCCUUAAAUAUAAAAAUAUUUAAUUUCUUACUAAUUAUACAAGAAUGAAUUUCACAGAUAUUCACUAAAAGUAAUUUUUUUAUGAUUAAAUACAAUAAAAUAUGGAGAAUACUUUCUCAGAUGUAUUAAAAUUGCUAGUUUAAAUGGAAAUAGCUAACUCAUAAAGAGAAGUAUUUAAUAGAGUAAUAGAAAAUAAAAUGACUUUUUACUUUGGAUAAUUGUACAACACAGCAUUGCUUAACUCAACUACAUCUAAUAGUGCUGAUUUAGUAUAAUACAAUUAUAGUAGUACCUUACAAUAUAGCAUAAUUUUAAAUGUUUAAAAUAUCUUCCGUUAUAUCAGAAACCUGGCUAAAGUCUACUAGCUAAGAUCAUACCUAUUAUAGAAUAUUGCGAUGCAUUUUAAUGUUUUAUUAAUGAAGGCAAAACCAAGAUUCAAGCCUAUGAAGCCCGAAAUUUAUUAUGAUUAUUUAUAAACACUAAUUUAAUAGUAAGAAGAUAUAAGUAAGGAUAUCUAAUGGAUAAUAAAUUCAUAGUAUUCAGAUUAAAGAUUUAAUUAAGAAUUGUACGAUAACUUCUUUUUUUCUGCUAUCAAAACUAAUUUGUGCUAAGAUUUUAAGAAUUAUCCUUAAUUCAAUACUAAUCCUAAAAAAAUAAAUGUUGAUUUAUGCGCUUCACCAGUUUAAAAGUUCUUAUAAAAAGGUUUCUCAGUAGCUUAUAAAAGUCUUUUUAGUACGUUUACUGAACUAUACAAUAUAUAUAUAAUACCAGAUGAUAAAAUAUCAAGAUAGAAAUUAGAAUUAUAAUUGAUUGGUUUGAUAGUUUUUUAAAUGGUAUUAAUGCUUUUAGUCUUCAUUUUUGGUUGGAUUACUUUCAUUGUUUAAUGA
Messenger RNA from Tetrahymena thermophila SB210, 3297 nucleotides. Its product is annotated as transmembrane protein, putative. The transcript is spliced from 7 exons. NCBI's taxonomy places the organism in Eukaryota, Ciliophora, Oligohymenophorea, Hymenostomatida, Tetrahymenidae. The record is from RefSeq and is a predicted model, not a curated record.